Messenger RNA from Anopheles cruzii, 2126 nucleotides. RefSeq names its product phosphatidylserine decarboxylase proenzyme, mitochondrial (gene Pisd). The transcript has 7 exons. Gene Ontology annotation, molecular function: phosphatidylserine decarboxylase activity. Gene Ontology annotation, biological process: phosphatidylethanolamine biosynthetic process. NCBI's taxonomy places the organism in Eukaryota, Metazoa, Arthropoda, Insecta, Diptera, Culicidae. Gene Ontology annotation, cellular component: mitochondrion. The record is from RefSeq and is a predicted model, not a curated record. The coding region runs from base 183 to 1583 and encodes 466 amino acids.
GUUACUUUGUGGUGGCACCAGUUUUAAGCAGCAGCUCCUUUUAACACAGUCAACAAGGCGCAAGUGGCACUAACCGAGUGCGUAACCAGCGGACAAUCAAGUGGCGGUGCAAAGGGCCCCUUGCAGAGGCACAUUCUUGACCCGAAUUCUUCGAUCGCCUACUGCGCCCAGCGACCUUCGCAAUGGCUGUGUACUUGAUGCCGAAAAAUCGAUUGUUCCCGAACCCGAACCCCAAACAGUGGACUACACGAUGGACUAUUGUGCAGCGCACGAUCUAUGGUAGCCGACAUCAGCAGCAGCAGCAAAGCACCUCCAGUCAUCAGCACCAGCACCAGCAUCAGCAGACGGCAUCAGGUAAAUCUCGUAGCAAAUUCCGCAGAAAGUGGAGUUGGAAGGCCGGCGCCGGCUGGACUAUAUUAUCGGUUUUGGAUUGGUGGUUACUAGCAGCGGGCGGCUGGCUAACGUGGCGCGGUGUGUUCCUACGCUGGACACCAAUCAGUAUCUGUAUGGUGGUGGCAGCCAAGUGGCACCUUCACAAUCGUGAACUCGAUAAGAAGGGCCUCCCGCGAACGGCCGCCAAAUGGCAGGCAAAAGUGUACUGCUCGCUGCCGUUGCGCGUCAUGAGCCGGGCGUGGGGCUGGAUGGCCGAUCGCAAGGUACCCAAGCCAGCACGGCCCGUCCUGUACGGUCUUUACUCGCACACCUUCGGAGUGAAGAUGGAAGAGGCGGCCACAGCAGAUUACAAAGACUAUCGUAGUUUGGGUGAAUUUUUCACUCGACCGCUCCGGGAAGAUGCGCGCCCUAUCGAUUCCAACACCUGCAUGGUGUCGCCCUGCGAUGGACGAAUACUACACUUCGGGGCGGCCAACUCAAGCCAGAUCGAGCAAGUCAAAGGUGUGUCGUACAGUUUGGAAGCCUUCCUGGGACCGCCGACGUGGUGUAAAAAGGAUGCCCCGGAGAUGGUGGAGAAGGUGAAACGGAAGCCGUCGCCCGACAGUGUGCUGUACCAGUGUGUCAUCUACCUAGCGCCCGGUGAUUAUCAUCGCUUCCACUCGCCGACCGUGUGGAAACCGGAACUUCGGAGGCACUUUGCGGGAGAGCUGCUAUCGGUGAGCCCGAAGAUUGCCGGUUGGAUGCCGGGGCUGUUCUGUUUGAACGAGCGGGCGGUCUACAUCGGCAAGUGGAAGCACGGAUUCUUCAGUUACACGGCCGUCGGGGCGACAAACGUUGGGUCGGUUGAGAUUUUCAUGGACGAAAAGCUGAAAACGAACCAAUGGGUCGGGUUGGCGUGCGGCAGUCACAAGAAGAAGAAAAAGGAGACACCCUACGACGAGCUGGAGCUACCGAAGGAUCAGUUUCUGGGCAAAGGAGAGCUCGUUGGCCAGUUCCGGAUGGGCAGCACGAUUGUGCUUAUUUUUGAGGCACCCAAAGAGUUUAAAUUUAACUUAUUCCCUGGCCAGCGGGUACGCGUUGGCGAGAAGCUCGGAACGUUCGAAGGAACCGAGGACGAGCAGGAGGAGGACCCCGAGGAAGUGAAGCGCAUCAUCGAAUCGUUGUGCGACUCGGAGGUGACGGCAUUGUGAAAGUAUUCUGUGCGACCGUGACCCACCGUUUCCAGUGUGACACACAAACACACUGCCCCAGAGUGUCCCCUGUUAGUUUAAAAGCAUCCUCACCUCCGUCAACACACCGUCGUCGUACCUAGUGACACCGCACCGUUUCGCUCGGUGGGUGUUUGUUCCGCACCAGAUGUUGAUUCUAACCCGUGUACCUCCCCCGUUUAAGUUACCCACUCAUUGUUGCUCAACACGCCGAGGGCGCGCGCCAAGUUUCUCUCGGUUCCGAAACCCGGAACCGAGUGACUGUCGCGCGGACAGUAGUACAUAUUGUACCCGGAUGGAUGGGACCGAACGUCUCGAAGCCAUUGUGAAGUGUAAAGACUUUUAGAUUUUAGACAGUGGGAACCACCCGGAACCAUAAAGUAGCGACCCGGGAUGAGAUUGGCCAGCAUGCGCGACCAUUUACCUCAAGCUUGCCGGGCAACACGAAGACUCUAGUAAGCGUACAGGUCAGCGGCCAUCAACGUGCGUACCGCGGAAUCGGUACGAUGAUUGAGAAUUAUGCGG